This is a messenger RNA of Sturnus vulgaris (Common starling), 2747 nucleotides long. It is a transcript of the gene NFAM1, whose product is annotated as NFAT activating protein with ITAM motif 1. Gene Ontology annotation, biological process: positive regulation of B cell receptor signaling pathway; regulation of B cell differentiation; B cell receptor signaling pathway. NCBI's taxonomy places the organism in Eukaryota, Metazoa, Chordata, Aves, Passeriformes, Sturnidae. Gene Ontology annotation, cellular component: membrane raft. The record is from RefSeq and is a predicted model, not a curated record. Gene Ontology annotation, molecular function: transmembrane signaling receptor activity.
UGUACAUCCCGCCUUUCCCUUCACAAACAGGAGGGCAUCAGCCAGCUGCCCUGGCAUGAAAUACCUGACAAACCCCCAUCUCCUUUGCCUUUCGGAUCUUUGUGUCUGGUUGUGUUCUUACAGCCUUUGACCCCCCCCCCGUCAUGAUCCCUAAUCUAAAAGUCAUCUUCCUGUUCCUUUGGUUGCUUCAGUGUGGAGGGGGAAAUGUCGAUGUACGGCAGGAACCUCCAAUCCAGGUUGCCCUGCUCAAGGAAGGAAUAACCAUCCCCUGUAAAGUCAUCUUCCCUUAUAUGCCGAAAUACACCAAAUUUUCAAUCUGCUAUUACUGGAUUAAUGCACUGGAUCAGAAGACAUCUAUCCACAGUUUUUCGAAAAAUGUAGCCAUUCCUCCUGGAGCAGAGAACACGACUGCUACCUUAUUUUACAACUACACAGUCACACCACUUGAGAACACCUCUUCUACUGGCACAUACUACUGCAAGGUCAAAUGGAGUGAUAUCCAAAAAACGGGAAGGGGAGUGUUUGUCCUUGUUAGAGAUACAGGAUACAUAAAUACCUCUUAUGGGUGGAAAAUCCUUGUUACCCUUACUGUUCUUCUUGCAGUAUUGAGCAUCGCUGCAACAGCUCUGCUUCUGUGGAAAAGAAAGGUGUUGUGCCCUAGAAGGAGCCAGCCAAAUAUCUUGAGACAGAAGGUAGAAACACAGCUUCCUUCAGCCAGCCCACCACCGCCUCCUGUGUAUGACAGCCUGGAUGUGCAGCAAGUUGAUGUCUAUUCUAGCCUCGAGAACAACACAAACAACCCACCACAUGGAAAGAAUCUUCCAGGGAAGACACCUAAGAAGCAAGAAACUCUAGAAGACUCCUCUGAUACAUUGUAUGAGAAUAUCUAACAGGGAAGAUAUCUGUCCCUAUGUGGACCAGACAUCUUUCUGUAUGGCAGAGCUACUCUCUUACAUCCCAGAUGAGAUGCAGAUACAUGCAGAGAUCCUCAGUGACUUCAGAGCACAACCACGAGGGAAUUCUGAACCCCUGGCCCCUUCUAAACUGCCCUUCAUUAACAACAGAAUGUAUCUGUUAAAAUCCCUCGGGGCUCAGUCUGCAUUGAUGCAGCAAAGCUAUUUUGCAGCAAAGCUGUUUGAUGCAAAAGAAAAGCUGCUUUUGUCAAGCACUUAUCUUGGGAAUGGGCAAUCUGUGAAGAUUUCUCUCACCUGCCGCGGCUGAAAUACUUAAUUCUCAAUCCUCUGCAAGUGGUAGGACAAUCCAGAGACUUCCCUGGUUGCUGGCUUGAUGUUCCAAUCCUGACCUGCAGCCGCCCAUCUGAUCCUGUGCUCCUGGCUUUGCCGAAAUGACCAUCAGGACUUCAUGCAUAGUUUAACCACAUCCAAGCAUCCACCUGCCCAUUUUCCCUUUCUCAGAGCCCACAGCAAACACGCUUUCUCAUAAUCUGCUAAUCCCAUCAAGUAGUCACAGAUGCCUGCUGCGACCUUACUGAUCGACUCAAAUCGGUGCCUCCAAGGAAAUGCUUCACUUCAGCAGUACCAGCAAUACACGGUGAGGACUGGAUGCACCGACGGAGAUAAAGGCAGAGAAAAGGAACACUGAGAAAAUAUCCCUUCCUGACAACAUGUGUGAGUGACAGUGCCCGUUCCAGGAAAAGAAAGGGGAACAAGGGCAUGGGAACGUGAGGAAACUCCCUUGCUGGGGCUACAUAAGCCAGGCGGGUCUGGGGCCACGUUCCAGCCCGCAGAAGUCCAAGUGGAGCUCCUUAGUUUUCUUUUCUUCUUGGUAAAGGGCACUUGGGAUUUUUGAGCCUCUGUGGGAGCAGUCAUGAUACCUCUGCCCCAUCAAAACCAAUAGGUUUGCCUUUGUUUUAGCUUGCUGCUCUAAAGAGUAUAAAGCUCCUUUAUGCUCCCACCAUACAUUAUUGGCUAGGGAGACCAGUUCUGAAACUUAGAACGACUGGAGGAAGGAGGAGGGAGGCCUUAGAAAUGAAUUUACCAUCCUAGUUCUUUCUCCCCUGACAGCUGGAACUUGCCUACCAUUUGUGCUGAUGCAUACUCUGGUUCUGAUAGGGAAGAAGUUACAUUAAAUAUCCGUAUAACAUGAUCAAACCAGCAGAUCAAAAAGCUGAGACUGUUUUAUCUCAUAUUAUAAAACAACAAUGAAAUAACAACCAAACAAAACCAACCCAAAAUAAGAAUAUGCAGAAUAACUUGAGAGGAAUAGUAGAAACCUCUUUAAAGAAGAAGAUCAAAUUAAAAUUGAGCUCCAGGGUCAUAGGACCCUCUCAGGCUAUGGAAAAUGUCUCCGGGGCCUCCAACCUUCCUAUACUAUGUUUAAAGAGAUAAUCCGCUUAUUGCUUUGCUCUUUUUAUUAGAAAAGAUUUCAAACAUGUAAUUUGGACUUACUUUAACCACAGAAAAAUGCUUUUUCUCUUCCCAGUGCUGAGGAAUUCAUUUCAGAAAAGGCAGUGAAUGGACAGCAUGGCUUAUUAGACUCAUUUAUGAUUUGUUAAGUGAUCACAACAAUUACAAAUAUUUUUGAAGUAGAAAGUUUUAGAUUUUACUGAUAUGGCCAGGAAAUAUUUGUGUUCACAGAGGAAUUUACAGAGGAUUGUAAAGGUAUAACAAUUUCUUUCCUUAACAAAUUUGAAGAAAUGAUGAGAUGAAUUAUAAAUAUGUUGCAGUAUGGCAAUAAAAUAUUCAGCAGAUGCUGGUGGAUUAGAUGAAAAGUAAAAACUUUCAAAA